AUGCUGCCUGGGUCAUAUUCUCUUCGUUGUCUUCUGAUCUUCCUUUUUGUGUUCAUAUUACAAUGUGAAGGUGCUUUUGUACGGCGAUCUCCAUGCGAGACCUCAGUCUUGAACCGCUCGUCGGCCGUUAAUCUCCACAUUGACAGCAUACAUGGUUAUAUUCAUAGCUCCCAAGGUGCAAGCACAUUGUCAUUGACCCUGCUGGGUUUCUACAAUGCAUCACAGGUUACCUGUACCGACGUUCAAUUGACGGAGGAGCAUGACUUGCGCUUCCGAGUGCUCGGCUACCCAGUUGGCCGUCUAGAUCGGAUUCAAAAGCUGUGUUAUUCACCUCCGGCUCUUUGGAGGCUGCCGGAGUCUCUACAAGUCUCCAAAUGGGAGUUGACCUACUCCCUUGCAUAUGGUCGUCCACUUCAAACUCUUGCCGGGGAAUUUGAAUUCAGUCUACGUAAUGGCACUAAUAUUGGUUGUACGGCUGCCCGAAUCACUCCCGACAUUGGGGCUGCUUCCUCGGCAGCCUUUACCUACCUUCCAGCCGCCAUUAUCCUCCUGGUGGGCAUGGCUUCGUGGUGCAGACACACGCAGCAGCGAAGACGCUCAGUGCCGGAGCACGGAACCGCACCCACACCUCAGGAUUCAGUAAGAAAGAUUGUGGUCGACGUGGCCGACUACGUGCGGUACCUCCAGUUCAUCUUCCUGACUGGUUCCCUCACGAUGCAAUACCCGGGUUUCUUCCAGCCUAUCGUCAGCCAACUGGCGUGGUCAUCGCUGUUAUUUUGGAGCGGACCCAUCGACCACGGCUUCAGGUAUCCCGGGAUAGAAGACGGAAUUUACUCGACCAACGGUACUUGUGGACUGGAGUACAUGGCGCAGAAUCUCGGAUUUCCCUCCAUGUUAGAUAUCAUGUUCGACGCUCUGAUAAAUCUGUGCAUUGUCGUGUCUGCAAUCGUGGUUAUAUUGCUGGUGGGAUGGCUACUCAAGUCCGGAUCGCGACAUGGCGUAUCACUUGAUACUGUCCUUGUGCAAAUCCCAGAAGCAUGCCAUAGCAUUGUGGGCGUCACGCUUCUGUUCUUCAGCCUGCCUCUCUUGGCGUACCUGGCGUAUCCAUUUGUCCUCGUCGCAGAACUGCCCAGUUAUCGCAUUUGUCUGAUGGUCUUGAUGAUUGGGGUCCUCGUCGGCUCGAAUCUCUUCGUCGCUCGCUAUCAGACGAAACAGAAGCCCAGGAGAUCUGACCACAACUCGUCCAAGGCUUCCCCUCGGUUUGACACCGCCAUGGAAUAUAUCGCCCAUUAUCUUCUUUACUGCCUUCCACUCAUGCAAGGUCUAGCCAUCGGCGGUCUGCAGCUCUGGGGCUGGGUGCAGCUGCUCCUGCUCGGCGGAUGCGAAUUGAUCAUUCUCGCCCACCUCAUUCUUCAGCGACGGACGAAAUUUAUGCUUUCGAAAAGUGCCUGGUGUACUGCUGUCCGCUUGUUGACGCUCAUCUUGAGUGUUGCCUUUGUGUGCCCGUCUCGCGAAGUAACAAGACAAUGGAUCGGCUAUUUCAUCUUGGUUCUGCAUGGUGUGGUAGUCGUGUUCGGCUUUUUGUUCAUCUCGGUCUGGCAUAUAGGACGGUUCGCCAUUAAAGGAUUUGAUCGUAGGGUUGCCGACGAUCGAUGGGUGGGUUCAAGUAAAGUUCCGCAUUUGAAUCUCGCCGACCUCUCAAGCCCAAGUGACAAACGCCGGAACUUGGACGGAAAGGAUUUAGAGGUCAACUCCUUCGACAGCAUCUCCGAUCGCUACCGUCCAGGUUCCUCGCGCAGAAUCUACAGAGGUUUUGAGAGCUGUCCGGAUAUGCCGAACUCUCCUAAUUUGCCAGAAGCAACAGCACCAUAUUCACCAAACACUUCGACGUUUUACAGACCUCCGCGAUCACUCAAUGCCAGAGUCGCUUCUUACGAGUACGAGAAUACAAACCCUGAUUCCAUCAGUUCGGUUUUCGAGUCAUCCGAGUCGCCGCAGACAGAUUCCAGCUCGUCGCAACAUUCAAGCGACGCCUUUGACGAGCUGUUACAGUUGCCGAGAAAGUCGGGCAUCGACUAUUCAUUCCGUGAGUCGGAUUUGUAUUAUGGCUCGCGUCGUGGUGAGUCGGGGCCGUCACAAGAGUCAUCAAAUGAAAGCCCGGACGAGGGGCAGUCGAGUCGCCAGACAUUCCUGAAUUGGAAACGCAGUUCUACCGAGCGGUUCAAACAGAAGAAGACAAAGGAGAAGGGAUUUCAAGUGAUGAGACCACCGCGGCCAAUGUGA
Aspergillus fischeri NRRL 181 is the source of this 2283-nucleotide messenger RNA. RefSeq lists its product as uncharacterized. Bases 1 to 2283 code for a protein of 760 amino acids. The record is from RefSeq and is a predicted model, not a curated record. Gene Ontology annotation, biological process: transmembrane transport. The transcript is spliced from 3 exons. Lineage: Eukaryota; Fungi; Ascomycota; Eurotiomycetes; Eurotiales; Aspergillaceae.